AUGGGAGAAAUAUGUGUAAAGCAAUUUAGAGAAAAUAUUCCCUUGGCCAUCAUACGUCCAACUAUGGUCACUAGCUCUUACAGAGAACCUUUCCCUGGCUGGAUUGAAGGCUUGAGUGAUGGCGUGAUAGCUGCUUAUGGUAAAGGAAAGGUGAAAUGUUUCCUAGGUAGUCCCAUGUCAAUACUUGAUCUGAUACCAUGCGAUGUGGUGAUCAAUGUAAUAAUGGUAGCAAUGGCAGCUCAUGCCAAAAAGUCUUGUUCUGAAAUUAUUUACCAUAUUGGAUCCUCAUCGAGAAAUCCUAUAUACAUAUCCAACAUUCCCAAUUUUUCAUUCCAUUACUUCACUCAGAAUCCAUUGACUGACAAGAAGGGAAAGCUAGUUAAAGUGUGA
Messenger RNA from Ziziphus jujuba (common jujube), 390 nucleotides. RefSeq names its product probable fatty acyl-CoA reductase 4. Gene Ontology annotation, cellular component: intracellular membrane-bounded organelle. The coding region runs from base 1 to 390 and encodes 129 amino acids. Gene Ontology annotation, molecular function: alcohol-forming very long-chain fatty acyl-CoA reductase (NADP+) activity. The record is from RefSeq and is a predicted model, not a curated record. NCBI's taxonomy places the organism in Eukaryota, Viridiplantae, Streptophyta, Magnoliopsida, Rosales, Rhamnaceae. The transcript has 3 exons. Gene Ontology annotation, biological process: long-chain fatty-acyl-CoA metabolic process; suberin biosynthetic process.